AUGGAGGAAAAGGGUGAAGUUUUGGACGCAGUGUUGAAGGAAACUGUGGAUUUGGAAAACAUAGCCAUUGAGGAAGUUUUUGAGAAUCUGAGAUGUAGCAGAGAAGGUCUCAGCAGCGAGGCUGCUGAGGAGAGACUGACCAUUUUUGGUCACAACAGGCUUGAAGAGAAAAAGGACAGCAAAUUCUUGAAGUUCUUGGGGUUCAUGUGGAAUCCUCUCUCGUGGGUUAUGGAAGCUGCUGCUAUUAUGGCUAUUGCUCUUGCAAAUGGAGGAGGAAAGCCUCCAGAUUGGCAAGACUUCGUUGGUAUCAUCACACUUCUUGUAAUUAACUCGACCAUCAGUUUUAUAGAGGAAAACAACGCUGGUAAUGCUGCAGCUGCUCUGAUGGCUCGUCUUGCUCCAAAAGCGAAGGUUCUUCGAGAUGGAAGGUGGAAUGAGCAAGAUGCUGCCGUUUUAGUUCCUGGUGACAUAAUUAGUAUCAAACUAGGAGAUAUUAUUCCAGCUGAUGCUCGUCUUCUUGAGGGCGAUCCCUUAAAAAUUGAUCAGUCUGCGCUUACUGGCGAGUCUCUUCCUGUAACGAAAGGCCCCGGGGAUGGUAUAUACUCAGGUUCUACUUGCAAGCAGGGAGAGAUUGAAGCAGUGGUCAUCGCCACUGGUGUCCAUACCUUCUUUGGGAAGGCUGCUCACCUUGUUGAUAGCACUAACCAAGUUGGCCACUUCCAGAAGGUCUUGACUGCAAUAGGGAAUUUCUGCAUUUGCUCAAUUGCUGUGGGAAUGAUAAUAGAGAUUAUUGUUAUGUACCCAAUCCAAGACCGGCAAUAUCGUCCUGGAAUUGACAAUCUUCUUGUGCUUCUCAUUGGUGGAAUUCCAAUUGCUAUGCCAACAGUUCUGUCUGUCACAAUGGCUAUUGGUUCUCAUAGGUUAUCUCAGCAGGGAGCUAUCACAAAGAGAAUGACUGCAAUUGAAGAGAUGGCAGGCAUGGAUGUGCUUUGCAGUGACAAGACUGGAACAUUGACGCUGAAUAAACUAACUGUUGACAAGAAUCUUAUUGAGGUUUUUGCUAAAGGAGUAGAUGCAGAUACAGUUGUUCUAAUGGCAGCGCGGGCCUCUAGGACUGAGAACCAAGAUGCAAUAGAUACUGCUAUAGUUGGGAUGCUGGCUGAUCCAAAAGAGGCUCGUGCUGGCAUUCAGGAGAUACACUUCCUUCCUUUUAACCCAACUGAUAAGCGCACAGCUUUAACUUACCUUGACCGUGAAGGUAGAAUGCAUAGAGUUAGCAAAGGGGCACCAGAGCAGAUUCUACAUCUUGCUCACAACAAGUCAGACAUUGAGCGAAGAGUUCACGCUGUUAUUGAUAAGUUUGCAGAGCGAGGCCUGCGAUCUCUUGCCGUGGCCUACCAGGAAGUUCCGGAUGGAAGAAAAGAAAGUCCUGGAGGCCCAUGGCAAUUUAUUGGUCUGAUGCCUCUCUUUGAUCCACCUAGGCAUGAUAGUGCAGAGACCAUAAGGAGGGCUUUGAAUCUUGGAGUAAAUGUUAAAAUGAUUACAGGAGAUCAACUGGCAAUUGGGAAGGAAACUGGACGACGUUUGGGAAUGGGAACAAACAUGUAUCCUUCAUCUGCUUUGCUAGGACAGGACAAAGAUGAGUCUAUUGCCGCUUUACCAAUUGAUGAAUUGAUAGAAAAAGCUGAUGGCUUUGCUGGUGUUUUCCCUGAACACAAAUAUGAGAUAGUAAAGCGUUUGCAAGCUAGGAAACAUAUUUGUGGUAUGACUGGUGAUGGAGUCAAUGAUGCUCCUGCUCUUAAGAAGGCUGACAUUGGCAUAGCUGUUGCGGAUGCUACUGAUGCAGCUCGUAGUGCUUCUGAUAUUGUCCUUACUGAACCUGGCCUUAGUGUCAUCAUCAGUGCUGUUUUGACCAGUCGAGCUAUCUUCCAGCGUAUGAAAAAUUACACAAUAUAUGCAGUUUCCAUUACAAUCCGUAUUGUGCUUGGCUUCAUGCUUCUGGCACUCAUAUGGAAGUUUGACUUUCCUCCAUUUAUGGUGCUUAUUAUUGCUAUCCUCAAUGAUGGUACGAUUAUGACGAUAUCAAAGGAUAGGGUGAAACCAUCACCUCUGCCGGACAGCUGGAAGCUAGCUGAGAUUUUUACAACUGGCGUUGUUCUUGGUAGUUACUUGGCAGUUAUGACUGUUAUUUUCUUUUGGGCAGCAUACAAAACUGACUUCUUUCCGCGAACAUUUGGGGUGUCAACUCUUGAGAAAACGGCUACUAAUGAUUUCCGAAAGCUUGCCUCAGCUGUGUAUCUGCAAGUGAGCAUCAUCAGUCAGGCCCUUAUAUUUGUAACACGAUCCCGAAGUUGGUCUUUUGUUGAGCGACCUGGUUUAUUGCUUGUAGUAGCUUUUGUGAUUGCUCAGCUGAUUGCUACUCUGAUUGCCGUCUAUGCAAAUUGGAGCUUUGCUGCAAUUGAAGGGAUUGGAUGGGGUUGGGCUGGUGUGAUCUGGCUUUAUAAUAUCAUCUUCUACAUCCCACUUGAUCCAAUUAAAUUCAUGAUUCGCUAUGCUCUGAGCGGGAGGGCUUGGGAUCUUGUCAUUGAGCAGAGGAUCGCCUUUACAAGGCAAAAGGAUUUUGGUAAGGAACAACGAGAGCUUCAAUGGGCACAUGCACAAAGAACAUUGCAUGGGUUGCAAGCACCUGAUACCAAAAUGUUCACUGAGCGAACCCAUUUCAAUGAACUCAAUCAGAUGGCCGAAGAAGCCAAAAGGAGAGCUGAAAUUGCCAGAUUGAGGGAACUUCAUACACUGAAAGGUCAUGUAGAAUCAGUGGUGAGGUUGAAGGGACUUGACAUAGACACUAUUCAGCAAGCUUACACAGUCUAAAAGAGAUCAUCUAUUGAUCUACUCAUUUGUUAAGAGACGUUUAAUGGUGCUGAGAUUAAAGACAUGCAAUCCGCAUGUUGUGAGUUAUUCGUCAAACAGUGUUAGUUUCUGCUUCUAUAGUUUCCAUUUGAGCACUUUAGCGUGCCGCGGUAAGCUUUUUUUUGUUUGUUUUCCCCUCUGCUCUUUAAAAUUACUCAUCAGAACGUUGUGGCAUUUAAUGUUUAUAUUAGUAAAAGAUUUAAGGUCAGUUCCCUUAUUCCGCUGUACUAUGGAAAAACUUUCUGUUUUUAGAUAAUUACUUCUGUUGUUGAUAGUGGGCAAUAAGAGCUCAGAAACUUGAAAUAUAUUGGAUUCCGCACUUCUUGCUU
Messenger RNA from Pistacia vera, 3239 nucleotides. RefSeq names its product plasma membrane ATPase 1. Lineage: Eukaryota; Viridiplantae; Streptophyta; Magnoliopsida; Sapindales; Anacardiaceae. The coding region runs from base 1 to 2871 and encodes 956 amino acids. Gene Ontology annotation, molecular function: P-type proton-exporting transporter activity; ATP binding; ATP hydrolysis activity. Gene Ontology annotation, biological process: proton export across plasma membrane; regulation of intracellular pH. The transcript has 21 exons. The record is from RefSeq and is a predicted model, not a curated record. Gene Ontology annotation, cellular component: plasma membrane.